CCUCCCUGUGUCACCGCCUGCGUCAGACCAGACGCCAGGAGGGAGUUUUCCACUGACGAAAAACGCUGCGCUUCUCGGCAGUCUGCUACAGACAAGGGAAGCGCUUCAGCUGGUACGGAGCCCCGUACGGCAGAGACACACACAGACAAUAGCACCCGAGGAUAAACGCUGUAUUCGUUCGUGCCAUUUGGAUUACUAUACUGUUAUCCCACCGGCUGUUUAUCCAACGCUAUUUUGUCCCUAAUGGUGAUCGGAUACUUGAAUUGGUGAUUGUUCACACUAACGCCAUGAGUGGGCUUCUCAAGAGGAAGUUUGAGGAGGUGGAUGAGGACCCAUGCUACUCCUCGCCCUCCUCCCUCUCCUCUGCCUGCUCAGGCUGGGACUCGGAGGGGGAGAGCUGCUACUCGGACACCCUGGAUUCCACUCCCAGCAACCCCAGCUCCCCAGCGACAAAUUUCAAUACAACAUCCAUCCUCAAGAAAUCAAAGAGAGCACGACGGGGCAACGUUACCUUUGACCAGGUGACAGUGUUCUUCUUUCCUCGGUGCCAGGGCUUCACUAGUGUUCCCAGUCGAGGAGGAUGCACUCUGGGUAUGAUGCAGCGCCACAGCGCGCUCCGCACAUACACACUCGCUGAGUUUGCUGUGGAGCAGCGGCUCCUACGCCGGGAAAAAUUCCUCAACAGGCUCAGGGAAGAGAAACUGGAGGCUCUCAAACUGAAGCUGACUAAGAAUGGAACCCAGGAGAGCGAGGAGGCAGAGCAGCUGACGGUGGACGACAUCCCUGAGCAGGACAUCGACAUCAGUGGAGCCAACCUCGACGAAGGCUCUUUCCUCCAGCCUUACCCGUCUAAGCGCCGCUACGCACUGCUGAAAGCAGCCGGUGUGAAGAAGAUCGACAAAGAGGAGAAGAGGCAGCUGCACGAGCUGAGGAUCUCCAGGGAGAACUGCGGUUGUGACUGCCAGGGCUUCUGCGAGCCAGAGACCUGUAGCUGCAGCCUGGCUGGCAUCAAAUGUCAGAUGGACCAUUCCUCUUUCCCAUGUGGCUGUACCAAGGAUGGCUGCGGGAACACAGAAGGUCGCAUUGAGUUCAACUCCACCAGGGUACAAACGCAUUACAUCCACACUAUCAUGAAGCUGGAGCUGGAGAAGAGGCUGGAGGAGCAGUCUAGCACAGAGGAGGAGGAAGAGAACACGAGCGAGGCCACCCCAUCGCAGACUACCCCUCACGGGCCCCUUGGUUUACCCAUUCAGGCCGAGCACCCCUCCAUACCCGCAGUGCCCUCCUUCCCCUUUAGCUCGGAGCUGGCGGCAGCUGGAGAGAACAGCUGCAGUAGCGAUAUGACAGACUUAUCAGACUCUUCAGGUCAGAGUGAGUACUCCGAGGCAGGCGAGAGCCCGUGUGAGCAUCGCACCCAGCUGGAUGUCGACGAGAAAGGCCUUAGCCGCAUCCUCAGUUUCAGCGACACAGAGAACUGCUCAAGAAGUAGCAGGGACGGUGGGGAUAAGAACAGUAAAGACACUUGCUGCCCAGAUCAACGGCAAGAGCAACAGCAGCCAUCUACGGAGGCAUUUAGUAGCUUUAGCAUGGUGGAUUUUGCUGACGAGAAUGACAAUAUAGACGUUGCACUGUUGGACUCUGAAGAGGAUCACACAGACAAUCGAGCAACAGCCAUCUCAGAACUUUUGGAUGAGAACGCCAACCAGGGAAACGCCCUAUUCCAUAGCAGUAGUGUGCCACACACACCUUCCCCCACCAUCGAUCGCUCAGCAAGCUAUAGCAUGGACCUGAGCCUCUCUUCAGAGUCAGACCUGGAGUUCUUUGACGGUUUCCCCUGCUUGGGGCCCAGCUCGCUCUACAACUCCCUCAAGGAGUACGAACACAUGGACAACUUUUUUCAGUUUCAGCUGCCUAGUUACCCCAGCCUCCCUCCGGCUAGUGACCCCGGGACCUGCCUCCUGGAGUCACUGAUUGGCCUUUCAGAAUCCGUCCCAGAACCCCCUGCCACAUUUACAGACAAUCAGCUGUUGGAGGAAGCCAUGAAAUUGUCUGUGAUGGAGUCUGUGAAAGUUUGACAAAACGUGAAAAUUUGUGGACAGUGCAAGAAAAAAACAGGGGUUUUUCGGGGGGACUGUACAUGCACAUAAGAUGUCAAUGUCAACAUGUUUGGUUUUUGGAGGAAGCUGUGAUUUCCCUCUUGCCUAAUAAAUGUUAAAAUUCCAGACUUGCCUUCAAAACGUUAGCAAAGCAGUUUGGGAGUAUUGCUGUGUGAGAUGGCAGCUAGUGUUAAAAGUGAAAAGAUACAAAAUAAUGAUCAAAUUGACCAGGCCCACAUAAACCAAUGAUGGCUCUCAAUUCCUAAGAAAGCUCUUUUAACCAAACCAAGAUCACCAACCAUAUGCUAAACAGGAAUCAACCUUAAUGAGGCCAGGUUGGGAAUCUCAACACAGCUGAAUGUGCACCUCAGGGAUUUUUUUCUAGCUUUCUAGCUUUUGGAGGCAAUGUGUGGUGACCAUUGCUGUGAUGGGCAUGGUUUUGCCUUCAUAUGAAAGUCAAAUCACAACAUAGUCCUGUUCAUAUCCUCCCUUUGGGCCCAGAUGACUUGAGUAGGUGGGGUCCUCCUUGUGUUGAAUCCUGAAGCUAGUGGACUCUUUCUCCUCAAGAUCUUUCCUAAGGGUCUUAUAUGGUACAAAAAAAAAUCCCUCUAAAAGCUCCUCGAUCAGCACUUUAUCUGUGAAAAUAGUUAUAUAUGAAUAGGCAUUGUUUUGGUUGUAUGGGGUCGAUUCAACAGUUCAACGCUAAAUUAUGGAGUUUCAUAUUUAUGAGCGGGGUAACUAGAAAUAAUGCUCAUACCAUUAAAAGCUGUAGCUGUAUUGUCUUUAUUACUUUUGUUUUAAAUUAUUUCCUUUAUGAUUUUAUUUUAUUUAUUUCAGAUUAAGCCUACUUUCACUCAAGAAGCACUGUGGUUUGAUAUUUUCACCUGAAAGUGCAAUCUUCCUUCCUUUUUUCCAUAUCACGUUUUGGCAUUGUUAUGGGAAAUAGGACCACAAGUCCAUCGGAAAGUAUUUAAUAUCUAUUCUCUUAUACAGUACAUUUAACAUUUUUUUUUGUAACUUAUUAUGUCAUUAUUUCAUUAGUUAUUUAAUUUAAGACAUUUUGGCAAUAAAAUGGGCUGUUGUGAAGUUUACUGGAUGUGCCUGCUUAUCAGGGGAGCCAUGCCUGCCAAUGGUGUGUGCACAGUGCUUCCAUUUAAGCUUUGGGACUGAAAACUGUGGAAUCUCCCUAAUCACUGAAACUAAAUUAUGGGUCUAUUGUAUCGCUGCCUAUAAUGUAACCAUAGAAAAUUACACUAAUAUUUUGUAACUAAUUUAUGUAGGUUGACAAAAGAAUUCUAAUCACUGACAAAUUGAAUAUUUUAUUAAUAAAAUGAAAUGAGUAAUUUUCAA
Messenger RNA from Thunnus maccoyii (southern bluefin tuna), 3446 nucleotides. RefSeq names its product cysteine-serine-rich nuclear protein 1b (gene csrnp1b). Lineage: Eukaryota; Metazoa; Chordata; Actinopteri; Scombriformes; Scombridae. The transcript is spliced from 5 exons. Gene Ontology annotation, molecular function: DNA-binding transcription factor activity, RNA polymerase II-specific; sequence-specific DNA binding. Gene Ontology annotation, cellular component: nucleus. The coding region runs from base 288 to 2075 and encodes 595 amino acids. Gene Ontology annotation, biological process: regulation of transcription by RNA polymerase II. The record is from RefSeq and is a predicted model, not a curated record.